UCCGAUUGAAACAGGAUUUUUAAAUGCAUGUAAACAGCUUAGACCGACUGAAAUUGGACUAUACGUUGCUCGACUAACACACCGAGAUAAUUCCAUUGAAAAUCGAACUAUUGCUGCAUGUAUCCACUUAGUCCGACUGGAGCCGGACUCGGCGUUCGGCGCAACACCACUUUUUCUUUAGCGGGCUUUCACCUCGAAGAGGAAGGAGAUGACAUAGCAGCAGAUCAGUAUCUCCUGGAAAAACAAACAAACACCAUGGUGACCGAGAAGCAGAAGACGCACUUCUGGACGGACAAGGAAACUACAGUCAUCUCCGCCAUCUUCAUUCAUCGUUAGCUUCCUCUUCGGGUCAACCAGAACCAGUUCUAUAUGCACUAUGUUAAAAAGGACACAGCACCACCCAUCAAAGCGGAGUCAGGCGUACUUGGUCAGAAAUUUGAUUUUCUCUUCUGCAUGUUUACUCAGACAAGACAAGAAGUCCGACUUGACUGAUUAGCCUGUAAAAGUACUGAGUGACGGACAGUGGCAGCAGUGAACCUGCAGCUCAGAGUUUUGCUGAGUUGAAUGUUUCUGAGUCUGGAUUUAAUUCAAGAUGUCUCUGUCAAUAAAGUUAACCGUACGUAAAACAGGAAAAUAUUCAUAAAACCAACCGUACGUAAAACAGGAAAAUAUUCAGAAUAAACACUUUAACUGAUGAGUUUUUAGUCUUUUUUUUCUUUUUUAAGUCUUUAAGAGAGCGUUUGCUUCGAGCCUCUGUCACAGAUGAGUUAUGUUUGUUACAGUGAGGUGCAGAAGGCAGUGAAUGCAGCCCAGAACCUCCAUCACAGAUGGCGUGAGCUGCUGCAGGAGGGGGGCGGAGCCUCCAAGGAGGAAAUGGACUGGACGACCAAUGAGCUGAGGAAUAGUCUGCGCUCCAUCGAGUGGGACCUGGAGGACCUCGACGAGACCAUCAGCAUCGUUGAGUCCAACCCAAAGAAGUUCAACCUGGAUGCAGCCGAGCUGUCGAAGAGGAAAGCCUUCAUCACCAGCACCAGACACACUGUUAAGGAAAUGAAAGACCAGAUGUCGAGUCCAGCUGCUGCCUCAGUAGACAUAAAGAACAAACAGGCUCUGCUCGGUGAGCGUGGUGCUCAGGGUCCAAUCUGGCAGCCUGGUCCUGAUAAAUACAGCAGACUGGACCGUCAACUGCAGAACGCCAACUCGCAGUUUAUAGAGGAGCAGCAGGCCCAGCAGCAGCUGAUGGCGGAGCAGCAGGAUGAACAGCUGGAGCUUGUGUCAGGAACAAUUGGAGUCCUGAAGAACAUGUCGGAGAGGAUCGGCAUGGAGCUGGAUGAACAGGCCGUGAUGCUGGAUGACUUCACUCAUGAGGUGGACAACACUCAGUCCAGGUUGGACAACGUCAUGAAGAAACUGGCCAAAGUGUCUCACAUGACCAGCGAGUACGUCUUAAAUCUGCAUCUACUGGACCCUACCGGACUCUACUGAACUCUUCUGGACCCUACCGGACUCUACUGUACUCUUCUACAUCCUACCGGACUCUACUGAACUCUUCUAGACCCUACUGGACUCUACUGAACUCUUCUGGACCCUACUGGACUCUACUGAACUCUUCUGGACCCUACCCGACUCUACUGACCUCUUCUGGACCCUACUGAACUCUUCUGGACCCUACCAAACUCUACUAAACUCUUCUGAACCCUACCGGACUCUGCUGAACUCUUCUGGACUCUGAUGGCUCACUUUGUGUGAAACCAUGAAACAAAAGCAGAAACAGUUCAGUCCAGUAAAAUCCUGGUCCUGAAGCAGCUGGACUGAAGACACUUUGGACGAUACCAUUCUGGGAUUUAAAGGUUUUAAUCAAUGACCUAUGUCAUCCUAAGGGCAGGUAACACACCUGAGGACAGGUAACACACCUGAGGGGCCAAUCAGGCUUCUGGAGAAAUAGGAGACUGAAGCUUUAAUGUAGUUUAACAUCAACACAAACUUCAGAUUAGUCCCAGUUUAAUCCCAGUUUUAUUCCAGUUUAAUCCCAGUGUAACUCCAGUGUAAUCCCAGUUAAAAUCCAGUUUGAUCCCAGUUUAAUGCCAGUUUAAAUCCAGUUUAAUCCUAGUUAAAUCCCAGUUUAAUACCAGUUUAUACCCAGAUUUAUCCCAGUUCCCUGUUCAAUCCUAGUUCAACUCCAGUUCAAACCCAGUUUAAUCCCAGUUUAACUUCAUCUUUUCUUUUAAUGUGCAAAAUAAAAUUAAACAAGCAAGUUUCUUGACUUUUUAAAUCUGGAAAUCAGUCUCUUUGUACCGUUACCACUGGACCCUGCUGGAGUAUACUGGACUCUAUUCAAUUCAAUUUUAUUUAUAAAGCCCAAUAUCACAAAUCACAAUUUGCCUCACAGGGCUUUACAGCAUACGACAUCCCUCUGUCCUUAAGACCCUCACAGCGGAUAAGGAAAAACUCCCCAAAAAAAACCCCUUUAACGGGGAAAAAAAAAACGGUAGACUCUACUGAACUGUAAAGGCACUUUGGUUCUUUGAGUGUUAGACUGUUAGAGGUCAAAGGUCAAACCAGUUACAAACAUGUUAAAUGUGUUUUAAUGUUUGUUUUAUUUAAAGGGCUGAACAUCACCAGUUUAACCACAGUUUAAUCCCAGUUUUACUUCAGUUUAGUUCCAGUUUAAUCCCAGUUUCACUCUAGUUUAAUCCCAGAUUGACUUCAGUUUAACUCCAGUUUAAUCCCAGUUUAACUCCAGUGUAAUCCCAGUUUAACUCCAGUUAAUUCCAGUUUAACUCCAUUUUAACUCCAGUGUAAUCCCAGUUUAACUCCAGUUAACCCCAGUUUAACUCCAGUGUAAUCCCAGUUUAAAGUACGGGCGAUGUAAAGUCAGAGGCGUCUUUCUGAGCAUGUUAAUGACGCGUGAACUGGGUGCGACUGCAUCAAACUGGUUUUCAUGGUUUCUGUGUUUCUGAGUCUGUGGGCAGAGCUAAAAUGAUCCCACCUACCUGACCCCUCUGUGGGCGGGGUUAAUUGUCUCAGUGAAUUAUUUGAGUCAUUAUCAUAAAUCCGCCUCCGCACGAUAUAAUCACUACAGCAGGUAGCAUCACUUCUUCAGUCUGAGUUACAGCGCUCAUCGUUACAUCGUUUUUCUGUCACUUGACAAACUCAGAAAACCUGGAUUUUAAAUAAACAUGAGUCUGGAUGUUAAUCCCAGUUUAACACCAGUUUAAUCCCAGUUUAACUCCAGUUUAACUUUGAUGUAAUUCAUGGUUCUGGUCGGAGUUUGUUUCUUAGGGCGGGGUUUGUUGAUUGUGGAAAAUAACACUAAACUUUACGUUUUUGUUUACAGUUUGUGUUUGUUUGUUUUACUGACUGAAUCUUUUUGUUUUGAUUUUGUUUUCCUGAACUGUUUAUUUUACUGCUUUUAUUUUGAAGUUCUGAAUCAGCACAUUGAUCAGUGGGAACUUCCUGCUGCGGCUGCUUCACAAUAAAUGCUUUUCACCAGUGAAACUCUGGAAGGCUUUUACUGUGAAGCAGCUGCAGGAAGUGCAUCCUGAAGGUUAGCGUCCGUUUGAUCAGGUGACAGCAGCCAAUCACAUCAGAGUUAUGGUACGCGUGGCAGUGAAACGUCACGGUGAUGACACGUAUUUCCUGUUAAAGACACAGUGUUCAGAGCUCAUCCAAUAAAAAUCUAUAUCAGACGUUAUUGGUCAUUAUCAGUGUUUAUUUAUAAAAUAAAUCAACUGUUACUGCUGCAAGACAAAAACAUGAUGAUAAAGAUGAAGAUGAUGAUGGUGAUGAUGUCAUUGAUAAUAAUAACCACUACAUGAUUUUGUUGAAAUGAAAGCAGCAGAUCAGUAACUGACUUUACUGAUGAAGACAUUUAGUUUAAAGUAAAAUUGUUCUUGAUCAGUUUAUCGGAUAUUGAUCAGUUUAACAGUUAUUGACCGGUUUAACAGUUAUUGAUCGGUGAAUGAAAACAUCUGCCUUCAUUUUUAUUUUAUCUGGACGUCAACAGUUUUAUGAAGCUGAAUUUUAUUUCAAUAAACUGAAUCAGAAAAUAAAA
Messenger RNA from Epinephelus lanceolatus (giant grouper), 4054 nucleotides. RefSeq names its product syntaxin 6 (gene stx6). Gene Ontology annotation, biological process: Golgi vesicle transport. The record is from RefSeq and is a predicted model, not a curated record. Gene Ontology annotation, cellular component: membrane. NCBI's taxonomy places the organism in Eukaryota, Metazoa, Chordata, Actinopteri, Perciformes, Serranidae.